Messenger RNA from Camponotus floridanus (Florida carpenter ant), 2863 nucleotides. RefSeq names its product UNC93-like protein. Gene Ontology annotation, biological process: regulation of muscle contraction; regulation of potassium ion transport. Gene Ontology annotation, molecular function: potassium channel regulator activity. NCBI's taxonomy places the organism in Eukaryota, Metazoa, Arthropoda, Insecta, Hymenoptera, Formicidae. The coding region runs from base 1115 to 2824 and encodes 569 amino acids. Gene Ontology annotation, cellular component: striated muscle dense body; plasma membrane. The transcript has 8 exons. The record is from RefSeq and is a predicted model, not a curated record.
CCGCUCCGUGAGUCUUCCCUUCAUCGGCCCAGGACCUAGAUCCCGUCCUGCAAACGCGCAGAUCGAGAUUUCGGACUACUUGUCGAUCGCGAUCUCGAGCGAGCGAGCGAUCGCGAGGUAUUUCACGUUUACGUUAGCGUCUUUAAAAUGGAUGCGAGAAACCGGAAGAAAUCAGGCGGAAGAAUCAGAAUUACGGACUAGCACUGUGUUUACAUUUUCUGAAGAGAAAUACCAGGAUUUCUCGACGUUGAUAGGAAUAGAGGGAUCUUAAUUAGAUCCACCGGUGAAACGGAAUAUCUCACUCGACGAUCGAUCAUAUGUCAGUGCCCUGACGUAUUCUUCACAUUUCGUGACUCGAUCGUGCUCUUUAUAUCUAUUACGAUUCAUCGUGUCAAUAUUCCGCGCGUUAAUAAUGGCCCUCAAAGUGUUAUCCAUGGAUCUGCGCGAUAAUUCUCAUCUCGAUUUCGUCUCUUUCAAUAAUCAUUGACAUGUCGUAGGUGCAUUAGGUCCAUCGAACUUAAUUAUUUGCGCGCGAUAUCACGUCGUUCAUGAUUUUAAUUCAAUUUUGAUCUCAAAUGCAGUGACGACUCGUCAUUUUUAUACCAAACGCUAAUGUCUCGCUUCGGGUUUAAGUUUAAUUAAAUCCAAAGUGAGAGACGCGCAAACUCACGCGGGAUGCGAAUAUUCGUGACAACUCCCUUGAGUCGCUAACAUUUUGCAAGUGCCACGAGUGCAAUUAAUGUCGCGUGUCAUUAACUCUUGUAUUUGAUUUAAGCCUCCAAGAGGCUACGUGCGAAACUCGUACCGCAAAUAUCGGUGACGAAGUAGUCAUUAUCGCUAUGAAAGCGAGCGGUUUCUCGAACGACGAUCAUGCACCGUGACAAUCCACUGCACGACAACUGGUUAAUUUUUGGCAGUUUUUCGUCAGCAAUCAUGGCAAAUGUCGAGCGGCCACACAACAGUGUGAACGCGAAAACAUGACCAACUCGCAGAUGAGAGAAAUGAUCAUGACGGCGGUUACUAGAUCGUAAUGAGAUGCAAAGGGCCUGAUCGCACGUGAGAAGAUACCACACGAAUAAUCGCGAAGCGACAACGGCGGGAACGGGUGGAAACGAUGGGGUCCUUGCCGAAUCUUCAUGAGCUGUCCAAGGAAAAGCUGGAGAGCCCGGUGUACAAACCGGCGCCGAUCGGCAGUCUUGGUCCAGUGCGAUUGCCGCCGCAGCCUCCGCCGUUGGCGCACUCGCAUAAACGCGCGAGAAGCAGCGGACAUCAUCAUUCUACCCUGAGCGACAAUGAUGCCAUGCUGGAGCACAUGGCGGCAUAUUCGCCGAUUUCCUGCCGAUCCACGCGCACAUCGGCGCUGUCCUGGCGACGUCGCGACUCCAUGAACUCGUCGGCGGGCGCGUCAUCGGUGCGCCGGCUGAUCGCGGCGGUCCGUGCGGCCCCAGCUGGACCUCGGCCACCGCGUAAGGCCGUUUUGCGCCACAUCGCGGCCCUACUGCUCGGUCACGCCAGUUGUUCAGCUGCCACGCUGCCCAUUUUCCCGCUGCAAGCAGGUCUAGGUGCGUUCGAGCCGCAUCUGGGUCCGGUGCUGCUGGCGCAGCUCUACAUGAUGGCAGCCGUCACCAGCUGCUUCGCGCCCAUCGUCGUGCAACGGCUCGGCACGAAUCUCGCCAUCACCGCGAGUCACGUGGUCACCGCAAUCUUCGUCGGCGUGCAUUUGUAUCCUAAAUGGUACAUACUCGCACCCAGCUACGCGAUGCUAGGCUGCUGCGCCAGUUCGAGUUUUCUAGCAAGAACGUCGCACAUCAACGUGUCCGCGAAUAGCCUGGCGAUGGUCUGCGUGGAUCCUGAAGAUCCGGAUGAGACGCGACGCGAAUGUCUGUUGAGAAGGCUCAACCGAGGAAUAAAAUUAGCCGAGGACAUCGGUCUCGCAAUUGGUUGCCUCAUCGCCGCGGUUCUCGUCAGAUUAACGGAUCUGAUACCGUCUAGCAUAAUGAAUAGUGAUAUAGGGGAUGUCUGCGGAGCCGAAUACUGUUCGGAGGAGAUGUACUUUUACAACGAAUCGCUCUACGUGCCCACGAUCGCAUCGGGCACGUCGAGGGUGCUCGUCAGUAUUUGGCUCGGUCUGGCAGUGCUUGGUUUAGGCAUUUCCUGCGCAUUCCUCGACUCGAGAAUGCAGGAGCCUCAGGCAAACCACGAUCGCACCAGCGUCAAGGACAUCCUCAAAUCUGUAAAAUGCGCUUUUCAGGAUCCAAAGCUUCAGCUCGCAGCACCGCUCACGCUCUUCAUCGGACUGGAACAAGGUUUCAUCUACGCCGAUUUUAUGGAGGCGUAUGUGGUGUGCACCUCAGGCGAUGCUGGCACGGUCACCUUAAAUUUUUUAAGCUUGGCUCUGUUGCAAGCUCUUGCUGCCGUAACACUCUCGAUGCUGCUGAGGCAAAUUAAAAGGUACUAUGUUGUGGUCGUGGGUUUCGCCUUCCACGCUUGUCUCUUGCUUGUCUUGGUCACUUGGAGGCCGACAGGAGACGACCCAGCUCUCUUUCAUGUCAUAUCAGCUGCCUGGGGAGUUUGUAAUUCCAUUUGGGAGACUUUGAUAUAUACGCUGGUGAUGGGCCUCUACCCGAACGCGUGGCAGGGUCCGCUGUCGACGUCGCUCUUCUGGCGUUGGCUCGGACUGACCCUCGCCCUCAGCCUGCACGGCGCGGUGUGCACCCGUUACCGCGUUCUGGGCCUCGCCGCGACCCUGGUCCUGGCGGUGGUACCGCAUCUCUGGCUGGAGAGUCGUCUAGCGCGCCGGGGUAAAACUCUGGCGCCCUUAUGACCAGGCGACUCGACGGCGAGCGAGCGCGGGUCCACCGUC